CCAACAGAAACGAGCGAAGGCGUGGCGGUCCGACUGAGGAUAUGAACACCAUGAACCUCCGAACUUAUCUAUCAGUUCAGUUGGAGCUGGCGUGAAUCGGGAGAAGUAAACACACAGCUUUUGACUUCAACUCUGUCCCUGCUGAACAACAACUGAUAAUAUUUCAGUGCGCCGGAAACGGGGUGAGCGUGACAUAAACAACAUGUCCCAUCAAGCAAUGAACGGGGUCUCGUGUCGGGGCAAGGUGUUGACUCUCGACAACAUGAACCCCAACGUGAAGCGGGUCGAGUACGCGGUCCGAGGUCCCAUUGUCCAGCGGGCGGUGCAAAUAGAGAAGGAGCUAAGAGAGGGAGUCAAGAAACCAUUUACAGAAGUCAUCAAGGCGAACAUAGGAGAUGCCCAUGCUAUGGGUCAGAGACCAAUCACCUUUUUCAGACAGGUCUUGGCUCUGUGUUCUUAUCCUGAACUCCUGGAAGACAACAAGUUUCCUGAGGACGCCAAGAAGAGAGCGCGUCGUAUUCUUGAUGCCUGUGGAGGCCACAGUAUAGGUGCCUACAGUGCCAGCCAGGGAAUUGAGUGCGUCCGCCAGGAUGUGGCGCGCUACAUAGAAAGGAGAGACGGUGGUAUCUCUUCUAACCCUGACAAUAUCUACCUCUCCACCGGGGCCAGUGAUGCUAUUGUGACCAUAUUGAAGCUGCUGGUGUGCGGUGAGGGACCAGACCGUACAGGAGUCAUGAUCUCCAUUCCUCAGUACCCUCUGUACUCAGCCACGCUGGCCGAUCUGGGCGCCGUUCAGAUCAGUUAUUACCUGGACGAAGAGAAGUGUUGGAGUCUGGAUGUGACGGAGCUCAAGAGAGCCUUGAACGCUGCAAAGCAGCACUGCAAGCCUCGCGUCCUCUGCAUCAUCAACCCUGGAAACCCCACAGGUCAGGUCCAGAGCAGGCAGUGCAUUGAAGAUGUGAUCCAAUUUGCUAAAGAGGAGCAUCUCUUCCUCAUGGCUGAUGAAGUUUACCAGGAUAAUGUGUAUGCAGAGGGUUCUAAGUUUCACUCCUUUAAGAAAGUGUUGUUUGAGAUGGGACCAGAGUAUUCCAGCACUGUGGAGAUGGCCUCCUUCCACUCCACCUCCAAGUGCUACAUGGGAGAGUGUGGAUUCCGUGGAGGCUACAUGGAGGUGAUCAAUAUGGACCCUGCGGUGAAGGCCCAACUCACCAAACUGGUGUCAGUGCGUCUGUGCCCUCCUGUCCCCGGUCAAGCUCUCCUGGAUCUGGUGGUGAACCCCCCACAGCCAGAUGAGCCCUCCUACACCACAUUUAUGAAGGAGCGGACAGCUGUGUUAGCAGAUUUGGCAGAAAAGGCCAGACUAACAGAGGAGAUCUUUAACACCGUACCUGGCAUCACCUGUAACCCAGUCCAGGGGGCCAUGUACACCUUCCCCCGCAUCACACUACCCCAGAAGGCCAUUGACAAGGCCAAGGAGGAAGGCGCAGUUCCAGACAUGUUCUACUGCAUGAAACUAUUGGAGGAGGAGGGAAUCUGUUUGGUACCAGGAAGUGGUUUUGGCCAAAAAGACGGAACCUUUCAUUUCAGGAUGACCAUCUUGCCUCCAACUGAGAAGCUGAAGGUGGUGCUGCAGAAGAUCCGUGACUUCCACUUGCGGUUCACAAAGGAGUUUUCCUAACAGUCCUCAACCCGUCAACCACAUUUCGGAAACCAACCCAUCCAGUGCCAGUAUUUAAAUAUCUUUGUAUGGAUGAUGAAGGCGCUCUCUGCAGCAACCAUCUUCACACUAGUUCAGAUUUUUCCAAGCUCUUUUAGUCUUUGAAAAACCUUCAACUGUGAAAACAGACGCUGUCAGAUUUUUUAUUCAUGAUGCACUUUCUGUAAGUUUAACUCAGCCUGGUCCAUUGUGUUCAAAAAUAUGUUAGUGCGUUAGAUUUUUGGGUACAGAUGCAUCCCUCUCCUGCCAUAAUGUUUAUUGCCAGACCGUUUUAUGUUUUAUGUGAUUACUUAACUGAACUGGC
Melanotaenia boesemani (Boeseman's rainbowfish) is the source of this 2021-nucleotide messenger RNA. RefSeq names its product alanine aminotransferase 2-like. Gene Ontology annotation, biological process: biosynthetic process. The transcript is spliced from 12 exons. Gene Ontology annotation, molecular function: L-alanine:2-oxoglutarate transaminase activity; pyridoxal phosphate binding. Bases 203 to 1678 code for a protein of 491 amino acids. NCBI's taxonomy places the organism in Eukaryota, Metazoa, Chordata, Actinopteri, Atheriniformes, Melanotaeniidae. The record is from RefSeq and is a predicted model, not a curated record.